Messenger RNA from Aspergillus calidoustus, 1356 nucleotides. NCBI's taxonomy places the organism in Eukaryota, Fungi, Ascomycota, Eurotiomycetes, Eurotiales, Aspergillaceae. The record is from the annotation of a GenBank genome assembly.
AUGACUGAGCCCAGUCGACCUCUGAAAGUCCUUAUCGCGGGGGCGGGCAUCGCGGGGCUGGCGACUGCUGUGGCUCUAGAGCGUGUCUCUUCUAUUGCGAACUUGAACGUGCAGCUCUACGAGCAGGCGCCUGAGCUUUUAGAAAUUGGAGCGAGUAUUGCAUUGAGCCCGAAUGGCAUGCGCACAUUGGAGAAACUCGGUAUACAUAGUGCACUGAGCGAUGAAACCGGGUUUCGUGGCCCAAGUGGCAUUCCUCAAAUCUUUCGACACUGGAGGACAAACCAGGUGAUCUCUGUGGAUACCCACAGCAACGUACCAGAUAGUCGCCACCAUACUACGCGCUUCCACCGAGGUCACCUGCAUUCGGCGCUACUUGAGCAUGUCCCUCGCGAAUCGAUACAUCUGGGAAAGAGACUUACACGUGCAGAAGCCGGUAAUAAUGGUGUCGCGCUCUACUUCGACGACGGCAGCAGUGCGCAUGGGGAUAUCCUCAUCGGGGCAGAUGGGCUUAAAUCAAAAGUCCGUCAAUCCUUCAUCCCGGAGUACAAGCUUCGCUUCAGCGGCAAGGUGUUUAUGAGGUCCACGUUCGAUGCGUCGUUGGUGGAAGGGAAGAUCCCAGAUUUACCGGCUGAUUCGAUGCAUUGGUGGGGACCAAACGAUAACUUCUUCGCGUCAAGACUUGGUAAGAACCAGUAUACCACCGUCGGCGCAUACAGUGACCCGCGCACUUCUGAGGAGGUCGAACAAACGGUCGGGUGGGAUCAGCAAGGCGAUGUGAACUUUCUGCGUGAGCGAUACAAGAACUGGAACCCCGUCGUAAAAGCCUUAACCGGAGCGACGCCAUCCACAAACCUCUACCCGAACUUUGCCGGCGACGCUCUGCAGACAUGGGUCUUCGGCUCGCGGGUAACUCUGGUCGGAGAUGCUGCACAUGCCCAUGGUGGUGCAUUUGCCGCUGGCGGAUCGCUUGCACUCGAUGAUGCGUUUGCGCUUGCUCUUGCAUUCGGACAUGUAGGGGACCUAUCAAUGGCAAAUAAUAUUCAGGAGGCACUGCGGCUGUAUGAGAGGACGCGACAGCCUCAUACGAACCGUUUACUGCAGAUUGUGCAUGGGCAGUUGGAUACGAACAAGAGGGCGGCGCCUGCAAAAUCUGAGCAAGAGGAGGAUGCGAGGCUGCUUGAGAGAAUGAGGAAUCGGCCGGAUACGGAGUGGUUGUCGGAACAUGAUGUUGAGGCUGAGUUCAACAGGGCAUCGCAAGAGUUUGACGAAGAGAAGAGAACCUUAGUUUCUGUCGAGUCGAGUGCAGGGACACGAGCAGACACGGCCCCCCUACAGCCCCCGGCAAGCAAGCUAUAA